This is a messenger RNA of Egretta garzetta (little egret), 4660 nucleotides long. It is a transcript of the gene SLC9A6, whose product is annotated as solute carrier family 9 member A6. The transcript is spliced from 15 exons. The record is from RefSeq and is a predicted model, not a curated record. Gene Ontology annotation, molecular function: sodium:proton antiporter activity. Gene Ontology annotation, cellular component: recycling endosome; membrane. Lineage: Eukaryota; Metazoa; Chordata; Aves; Pelecaniformes; Ardeidae. Gene Ontology annotation, biological process: regulation of pH; sodium ion transport; proton transmembrane transport. Bases 1 to 1788 code for a protein of 595 amino acids.
AUGUGCCUGAUGCUGCAUCCAUGCUCAAAGAGAUCAUCCCAGGAGUUUGCCCUGGCUCGUCUCACCGACGCCUGUCCCUCCCCAGGGGUCCUGGUCGGUGUGGUCCUGCGCUACGGCAUCCACGUCCCCAGCGAUGUCAACAACGUGACGCUGAGCUGCCAAGUGCAGACCAGUCCCGCCACGCUGCUGGUCAACGUCAGCGGAAAAUACUACGAGUACACCCUGAAGGGGGAAAUCAGCGCCCAGGAGCUCAAUAACGUCCAGGAUAACGAGAUGCUGAGAAAGGUGACUUUUGAUCCUGAAGUGUUUUUCAACAUUUUGCUUCCUCCAAUUAUAUUUUAUGCAGGCUACAGCUUGAAAAGGAGGCACUUCUUCAGAAACUUGGGAUCCAUCCUAGCAUACGCUUUUCUCGGCACUGCGAUUUCCUGCCUGGUGAUCGGCUCUGUUGUGUAUGGCUGCGUGGCGCUGAUGAAAGUCACUGGGCAGCUCGGGGGAGACUUCUACUUCACUGACUGCCUCCUCUUCGGUGCCAUCGUAUCGGCUACUGACCCAGUGACUGUUCUUGCCAUAUUCCAUGAACUCCAGGUUGAUGUUGAGCUGUAUGCCCUUCUCUUUGGCGAAAGCGUCCUCAAUGAUGCCGUUGCCAUAGUGCUGUCUUCUUCAAUUGUUGCGUACCAGCCGGCGGGUGACAACAGCCACACAUUUGAUGUCACAGCGAUGUUCAAGUCUAUUGGGAUCUUCCUGGGGAUAUUCAGUGGAUCUUUUGCAAUGGGAGCAGCUACUGGAGUUGUGACAGCUUUAGUUACCAAGUUCACCAAACUUCGGGAGUUCCCGUUGCUGGAGACCGGCUUGUUCUUCUUGAUGUCCUGGAGCACGUUCCUGCUGGCUGAAGCAUGUGGCUUUACAGGUGUGGUGGCCGUACUCUUCUGUGGGAUCACGCAGGCCCAUUAUACCUAUAACAACUUAUCUACAGAGUCCCAACACAGAACUAAGCAGUUAUUUGAGCUUCUGAAUUUUUUGGCAGAAAACUUCAUCUUCUCCUACAUGGGACUUGCACUGUUCACCUUCCAGAACCACGUCUUUAACCCUACCUUUGUGGUGGGGGCUUUUCUUGCUAUCUUCCUAGGAAGAGCUGCCAAUAUUUACCCACUGUCAUUUUUACUGAAUUUGGGGAGAAGAAAUAAGAUCGGAACCAAUUUACAGCAUAUGAUGAUGUUUGCUGUCCUCAUCGUCUUCUUCACGGUGUGGGUUUUCGGUGGGGGCACCACGGCCAUGCUGUCCUGUCUGAAUAUCCGGGUCGGUGUGGAUGCGGAUCAGGAGAACGUGGGUGUCCCGGAGAGCGAGAGGAGGAGUACGAAGGCAGAAAGCGCCUGGCUCUUCCGCAUGUGGUACAACUUCGAUCACAACUAUCUAAAGCCUCUGCUGACGCACAGUGGUCCUCCUCUGACAACCACGCUCCCGGGGUGCUGUGGGCCUGUUGCCCGGUGCCUGACGAGUCCUCAGGCAUACGAAAAUCAAGAGCAGCUGAAGGACGAUGACUCUGACCUCAUUUUGAACGAUGGGGACAUCAGUCUGACCUACGGGGAUUCCACCGUCAACACCGACUCAGUCGCAUCCAGCGGCACGUCGCGGCGGUUCGUGGGAAACAGCUCUGAAGACGCGCUCGAUCGGGAGCUUGCUUUUGGGGACCAUGAACUUGUAAUCCGGGGAACGCGCCUGGUCCUUCCCAUGGACGAUUCGGAGCCACCAUCAAACGUCCUGGAUAACGCAAGACAUGGUCCAGCAUAAGGUUGCUCGGUUUAAUUGACAGUAAUAUUUGCAUAUAUGAUCAAGAAAUAUGUACUACCUAAAGUCUAAUGCAUGUCUCGAAAUGUCUAAGCUGUAUAAAUAUUAUUUAUAUGGUGUCAGAAGAAUAUAAAUAUUCUCUGCCAAGCACUUGUAAAGAACAAGCUGCGAAUUUAAGUUAAAAACUGUGUUGACUGCACUGUGUAGGGUGGAACUGUUUUAGCGUAAGAGUCUUUUGCACACAGUGAGCUUCUUUAAUGUGUGAUUUGACAAGGGUUUAGUUCCCAGCGGGGUAAGUAAAGGAGCUGACUCCCUGUUCAUCCUUUGAGCCUGGGAGAGGAGGGUGGCGAGGUGCUGGCGAGCAGUGGAAAUCGCUUUGUAUUCAGAUGAGGAUUGUUUGGUUUUUUGGGGUUUUUUUUGUCUCCGAUCUUUGGAUAGUCACAGUUGAAAUAUCAGCAAAAAAUCUGCCCACAGACCCUCUUGCCGGGCAGUGGCUGGUGAUAAACUUGUUGGCUUUGUGGGAACCCGAGCUGGGACCUGGAGACUUUCUGCUUUUUAGUGACGCUCUGCCCAAGCCUUGCUAUAGCGGGCUAACGGCAGGCACCGGCCACGGCUGAUAGCAAGGACUGCGGGCGUCUGGCUGCUCGGGUCGGGGCAGGAGGGAGGGCUGGUUUCUGUCCGUAGUCUAGUUUAGGAGAAGGAGGUGAUCCCACAGAAACUACACCAGGCAUGCAUGGAUUUUAGGGCUGAGCCCAUCUUUCAGUGGUGGCUCAAGCAGCUUUCUAGAACCAGCCAUCAAAUUCUCAAUUGGCAAUGAAUUUUCACUAAAUUUGGGAAGCGAGCGUGUCUUUGUGCGAGCGAAUCCCUUCUCCUGCAGUUAUGGGCAUAGCUGAGAUGUGCAGAGCUCCCGCAGUUGCACGCGGGGCCGCGGAGUCUGGCCAACCUCGGACACAAGUUUUACGGCUGCAGAUUGACACGGUACCUCCGGACCUCUCCAGAGGUAUUGAGCAUCUAGGUGGUACUGAAGGGGAGUUGUCCGUCCGUCCUGUAUAGUCAAACAUCGUUGCACUUUGUUUAAUAACUCCUUAGCAUGUUGUGUGUCUGUAAUCCCCGCCUGAUCUCUCUCGUGUCUCUUACCAUUUAAUGAGAAAUGUUUGCGAGUUGAUUUUGUUUGUUUUUUAAUUUUUAUUUUCCAAGGAAGAGCACAGAACAAUUUGCGAUUUCACACUAGUGUUAAAGGAUUUACUCUGUAGUUAUGGGAAUGGCUAAAGGUGCAGUGAAAUUGUUAACCCUGCCAUCCUUCUUUUUCUCCUGAAAAGGGGGAAUCACAGAAAUUUACUGUAUGUAAUUUUGUCUAUUUUAGCUGCAGUUUUGCUGUACAAACCUUUCAGGGUUACCGGUGCACUACAGGCCCGUUCUGGAGUUAACCCUCUUCAGAGGGCUUAAACAGAGGUGUUUCAAAAGAGAAUAUAAGAAAAAGAGCUGGGCGAGUCCAAGCAUUCGCAGCUUCCAUUGGCUUUCCUUGGAACGAACUCUGCAUCUCCCAGGAUCCGACCCUGAGACCUCAGAGCAGUUUCCCCACGGCUGUUUUCCCCAGCACCACCUGAGAGUUGGAGGAGACAGGGAAAUACUGAAAUUUUUAGCAUAUAUGUAUAGUUGAGAAAAUAAAUUUAAACUUUUUUUUUUUUUUUUCAUUUUCUCAGGUCUAAGUAACAUUGCCUUAAAUAUAUGGAUGUGAGACUAAUUAUUUUGGCAUUUUAUCCCCACGAAAAUGCUUUCUUUUUCCUUCUGAACAAAAUGUUUAAGUGUUGCCAUAGGACUCCUCUAGAAGGGGGGUAACGCUCUGUUUAUAUUUAGACAGGACAUCUUCCUUGCACCGGUAAAUGGCAGUCUUGCUGUUGAUGUAGCUGUUGGAUUAGCGCUAGCCUCUUUGUUUCCUGCUAUGCAGGAAUUCCAUAAAGCGUGCAUUUUAUAUGAUGUCUGUAACUUAACUUCGUGUGUUUAAAAAAAAACAAACAAACAAAGAAGGAAAAACAAAAAAAAAAGUAGGUACCUGUUGACUUUAGGUUUACUGCAUCACUUCUACAUCCUGUUUUUUGUUUGUUUUGCCUGUCUGAAGAGGUAUGAUAAAUAACUACCUCUUGUUUUUUCCUGUAUAAUCUGACUAUGAGUUCAAUUUACAAAGCUGGCGUUGGUGCAGCCGGAGGUGCAGAAUGGUUCUGCUCCCCCCGAAAGCCUGCGGUCCCAUCACCAGGCCCCUGGCACCGGUGCAGCGUAAGGGCGGCACAGGGCUCCCUCCCGGGCAAUCCCUGGCUGAGGCGCAAUUUUGCGGCCAAGCGCUGUGAGGUGGCCACAGCCUGAUGUUUUACCGUAGCCUUGGUGGCGUUUCUCUCUUUCUCUGACCCUUUGACUUCAGUGGUUUAUCCACUCUCUUUAAGCUUGCCAACACGUUACCAUAAGCCUCAGCUUUUGACGCCAGUGACAGUUUGGUUAGCGCCUUAAAGAAAAAAAAAGUUAACAAAUGAUGAUUUUCUGGGUUACCUGUGAACUCUUAUGAUCCAUACAUAAUAUAACCAGGACCGUUUUGAAUAGUCUUGGUGACUGAAUGAAUCUAAGCUGAAAUUCAGGAGUGAUUUAAUAAAUGACUCGGAUUCAUCCCCAGCUGAUUACUUUCUUUGUCCUGCUGCAGCGGAGAAUACACGCGUGCCUGGUUUUCAGAUGCAGACCCUGAUGGCUUGCGUGCUGCAGAUGAAGUUAAGGGUACCGUGGAGAAUCAGGCCCCGAGACCUUUUGCCAAAUAGAAAAGGCAGCCCCGAGGAGGCAGUUUACAGCUCCCACAGAGAUUUAGUGAAGGUGCCCUUCUUCUGUAAAUUGA